Molecule: messenger RNA, 3283 nt
Organism: Psylliodes chrysocephalus
Lineage: Eukaryota; Metazoa; Arthropoda; Insecta; Coleoptera; Chrysomelidae
Source: the annotation of a GenBank genome assembly
CGAUUCGUUUAAAAAACUAACCGAUAGUACAUCCAUGUUUAUAUUUUCUUCAACAGAUAAGCAAAUUUAUAUAUAAAACUGGUAACAUUCAUUUAUUCACCCAUUAUCAGUUCGAAGAACAAACAACGAACCAAAAGUGAGAUAAUAAUAUUUUUACCAGAAUCCGAGUUCAAAUUUGAAUUAAAUUAAGUGAGGUUAUAUUGUAAAACACCGAAAGUGAGGUUAGGUAUUUAGAAAUGUAUCCUGAUUUGGAAAGAUACAACGAUUGUGAUGCGGAAUAUCGUGGAAAUUCGUUUUUCGAACAGAAUUGUAAUCAAAUUUUCACGAAAGGUCCAGCGUUAACCAAAGAUUUUUUGGGAAAAGUCAACGCUGAGAUUGUGCCUAAGAAGACGUAUAUUUUUGGACGUGAAUUUAAGACAAAACGAAUACUACUUACUACUGGACUUUCUUUACUAUUCUCGACAAGUCUGUUUGUAGCAAUAGUUACAUGGUUUACUAGCACAUUUGAUAAUUUUGUACUAUCGCAAAUGGUUCUUAAAAACAACAGUGACGCGUUCAGAAUGUGGCAAAAACCUUCUGCCAAAGCAAUUUAUAAUAUUUAUAUUUUUAAUUAUACAAAUAUUGAUGACUAUACGAAUGGAUAUGUUGACAAAUUAAACCUGAAUGAAUUAGGACCGUAUGCGUACGAAGAAACACUAGAACGUAUUGACAUUUCUUUUCCAACUGAUGACACUAUUUCAUUCAGGGAAAAAAGAAGUUACAACUUUAUGCCAAGAUUGUCAAAAGGACGUGAAAGUGACAUGUUGGUUGUUCCGAAUUUAGCUGUCAUUGGUGGAUCUGCUGCAACAAAAACACAAGGUUAUUUUACAAGAUUGGCUUAUAACGGUAUUCUAUCAGCAUUAGGUGAAGACGCUUUUCUAAAAAUAACUGCAGGACCAUUAAUUACAGGAUACAAAGAUAAACUAUAUGAACUUGCCAAAACGUUUUUGCCUGAAGGUACACCUGAUAAAAUGGGAUUGAUGGCUUCGAAAAUUGGAGAAUCCUCUUCAAUAUUUACUAUUAACACUGGAGAAAGAGAUAUGAAUAACUAUGCAAUGGUGCAAGAGGUAGAUGGAAAAAGUGAAUUAGACUAUUUUUCUGGCAAUACUUGUAACAGUGUGAAAGGUACCGAUGGAGCACUACAACCUCCAAAGUUGGUCCAAAGUAAGCAACCUCUUUACUAUUUUUUCCCUCAAGCUUGUCGCAGAAUGCCUUUGAAUUUCGAAAAGGAAACAACCGUUUUGAAUGGCAAGGUACCCGCCUAUCAAUACGUUCAUCCUGAAGACAUUUUUGAUAGUGUCGAAGAAAAACCUGAAAAUGGAUGUUACUGUAACAUGGAAAAUGGGCAAUGUCCACUCAAGGGGGUGUUUAAUGUCACAAUGUGCAACUAUGAUGCCCCUAUGUUCAUCUCGCAUCCACACUUUCAUAGAGCAGAUCCACGCCUUUUAGAACCCUUUACUGGUCUGCGCCCCAAUGGAGGAGAUUAUAAGACUUAUUUCAAAAUCCACCCCACUAUGGGUUUUACCAUGAGUGCUAAAAAUAGUUUGCAAGUAAAUGUUCAACUGCAGAAGGCUGCAAAUGUGGCUAAACUUGAUGCUUUUGAAGACGGCAUGAUUUUUCCAGUUGCUAUUUUAGAAGGGGUUCUCGAUGAUAAUACUCUACCUCAAGAUAUUAUAAAUACUAUUAAUUUAGUUACUUUUACAGCACCGACUAUAAAGUUAGCUAUACAAUACGGGUCACUGCUAACCUCAAUCAUUACUUUAGUAUCGUUGGUUUUAGUUUUAAGGAGAAAAUCUAGUAAUAUGCAAAGAUCGCAUACUGAUAGGCUGAUACGAACGAAUGAAGGAUAUUAUGUAGCAAGUUAACGUAUAGGUUAAUUUAAUGACAAUUCUGAAUAGAGAACUCAAGCUCAGAGAUGAAAAUUCGAAAAAUGAAGCAUAUAAAUGAAUUUGAGAAAGUGAAAUUAUAAAAAAAAUUGAAAUUUUGAGAUAUAUAGGUAAAAUUUUGAGAAUAUAACGUCAGAAUGUUGACUGGAAAAAUUAAAAGGUUUAUAAGUAAAAAAAUUAUGUCAAAACAUUUUAAAAUAAGUUUUAUAAAGUAAAAAAAGUUUGAAAAACAAAGCAACAAUUUUGAGAAAUUAUUCAAGAUUUUCAAAAUUAUUAUUUGGAGAAAAUAACGUCAAUAUUUUGAAAAAAAUAAAAAAUUUUGGUGAAGUUAAAAUUUUGAGAGCACAAAGCAAAAAUUUUGGAAAAUGAAGUUCAUAUUUUGCGAAAAUAACGUUAAUAUUUUGAAAAAAAAUCAAAAUUUUCAAAAAAUUGACAUUUUGAGAAAUGUAGGCCAUAUUUUGAGAAUAUAACGACAAAAUUUUUAAAAAACAUUUCAAUGUUUAUAAAUAAAUGAUAAAAUUUGAGAAAAUAGUGUUCAAACUGGAAGAAUUUUAACAUUUUGAUAAAGAUACAAUUUUGAGAAAAUAACGUCAAUAUUUUGAGAAAAAAAAUUAAAAUUUAAAAAAAAAUGACAUUUUAAGAAAUAUAGGUAAUAUUUUGAAAAUCUAACGACAAAAUUUUGGGAAAUGAAGUCAAGAUUUUGAGAAACUCUAAAACAGAAAAUGUUUAUUUUAUAAAUACGCCCAAAUGAGAUAUAAACAAUAAAAUGGCUGCGAACAUAGUUCUAUUGACACAACAUGCACAUUGGCUUUUUAUCUCACUCUAGUGCAUUGGUAAGACAGGUUAUGAUACAGCAACUCUGUUAGUGGUGAUUUUGACAGUUUCACUGAUAUACAGUGGCGUCUUUUGGACGUCAGAACCCCCCUUAUAGUUCUCAAAAACCCUUCCCACUGCUGAUAUAGAUUGAUCAUCCAUGCUUGAUUUGAGUUUUCUGUUCUGGAAGUAUUGUGCUCAAUAUUUGAACGUGUUUUGUUUUUACUGCUAUUAAAAAAGUUUUUGUGAAACUUGUUGUUACUUAAGAUCGUUCAUUAUUUAUUUUUUUAAUUUUUUUGUAUUUUUUUUUGUACCAAGUUACAAGAGAGCCGGGAUCUUAUUAUACCCUAAAUAUUGAAAAUUAUUGAUCAUGGUACAUUUGAAUUGCCUUCUAUACUAAAUUUAUAGUAUUGGGGAUAAUCCAAAAAUGUUCUAUUCUUAUUUUAUUUUAAUUUUAAUUGAAAAAAAAAUAAUUGAAACGGGUUGUAAUUUCCUAAAUUAUUUUUGAUAUUUUAUAAAUACUCACUUGUUACGUUUGUGUCAAU